AUGCAUCAAUUAACAUCAGCAAGACGUAUUAAAAAACUAUUCUAUUCUACAAUUGCUAAAUGGGUUAUGGACUCAUGGAAUAAUGUUGAUACAGUUUUAAUUUGCAAAUCAUUUAAAUAUGAAGUAGAAAUUAGUAAGUCAGAUAAUGAAUUUGAAAAUGAUUUAUCAUUAAAAGAUUUAGAGUUUAAUGGAUAUAAUGAAGAACUACCAAAUUAUGAAAAUGUUUGGAAUUAG
Molecule: messenger RNA, 234 nt
Organism: Funneliformis mosseae
Lineage: Eukaryota; Fungi; Glomeromycota; Glomeromycetes; Glomerales; Glomeraceae
Source: the annotation of a GenBank genome assembly